ACUGACCUGCGAUCUAUUGUCUUAUCAGUUGUUUCAAGUUAAGGAUUUUCACUGAAGGAAGGAUAGGCGCGUGGUCAGUAGGAGCUGGACUGAUUUCAACAAUGACGUGGUCGCUGUGUUCUGUGCUGUUGGCACUGCUCCCUCUCACAUACGGUAAUGUGUGUUCUGUGUUGUUAGAACUGCUCCCUCUCACAUACGAUAAUCUGUUGUUGACACUGCUCCCUUUCACAUACAGUAAUAUGUGUUGUUGACACUGCUCCCUCUAACAUAUGGUAAUUUGUGUUAUUGGCACUGCUCCCUCUUACGUACGAUAAUAUGUGUUGUUGACACUGCUCCUCUAACAUAUGGUAAUAUGUGUUGUUGGCACUGCUCCGUCUCACAUACAGUAAUAAGUGUUGUUUGCAAUGCUCCCUCUCACAUACAGUAAUAUGUGUUGUUGACACUGCUCCCUCUAACAUAUGGUAAUCUGUGUUGUUGGCACUGCUCUGUCUCACAUACAGUAAUAUGUGUUGUUGGCACUGCUCCCUCUCACAUACAGAAAUAUAUCUUGUUGGCACUGCUCCCUCUCACAUACAGUAAUAUGUGUUGUUGGCACUGCUCCGUCUCACAUACAGUAAUAUGUGUUGUUGGCACUGCUCCCUCUUACAUACAGUAAUAUGUGUUGUUGGCACUGCUCCCUCUCACAUACAGUAAUAUUUGUUGUUGGCACGGCUCUUUUCUCUUUUUUCUUUUAUUUGAGGGGCCCACGAUCAAUUUGUUGAUCAUUCUGGCUCCUGGUUUAAAUUCAGAGUUUGCCUUCUCUUAGAUGGGUUGCCGUCCAAGGCUAACGAGUCCCAUCCACCCGGCUCCCUCUCACAUACAGUAAUAUGUGUUGCUGGCACUGUUUCCUCUCACAAACAGUUUUUUUGUUGAUGUGUUUGCAUUUUAACAUUGAAAUUACUGUAAGGGUAAUCAACCAUUUAAUCAAUUCGCUGACAGUUGGCAGUGACAAAUAACGCUUGAAUUAAGGACUCUGACCAUGUUCUUUUGUAACAAAAAUGGGGGAUUAUUUUAUGUCAAAUAUUUACGUGAAAUAGAACAGCAAAUUUAUUUUUAUGCGACAUGGAAAUAAAAUUUUGGUAUCUUUCAGAUUGAUAUAUAUAUAUAUAUAUAUAUAUAUAUAUAUAUUUAUCACAUCAAACGCAUCCAUAUUUUUAUAUGACUGAAAUAUUUCCGGAUUGUUGUUUUUCAAAGGAUUCCUUUUCCGCCAUAAAACAUGAACACCAUUAUUACUUCCACCAAAAAUAAUUACUUUACCCUGGGUCUCUUCCUGGUACUUUUUUCCAGUUUAUUUCUUGUAGUCUUCCUUUCGUUUUACUUCUUGAAGUUCAAAUUUGAGCUGUCGCUUACUCAGAGUGAUUCGUUACCUCAGAUUCAGGAUACUUUCUUGUCUCAUAAAAAUGAGCCUUAUCUAGGUAAGAUUUCGCUCUCAAGCAAUAAUGUGUGUGUUUGUGGGGAAAAGUGCGGCACUUCGGGUUCGGUCUUAUGCCUCCACCGGCGAUAUUUGAUAUAAACUAGUCGUUUGGUUGUGGUUCAAUGGACUGAUUUCUUUGCAGACCUGUUUACCGCCCGGGUUGGUGUCAGAGUAGUUCUCAUUUCAUUUGUAUUCGAUUGUUUACGGUGUUGACACAAAAAAAUGCGGUGUCGUUUUACUGAAAACAUCCCAAUUAUUGAGUCUUUCUUGAAGAAUUAAUCAAACGUACGAAAAAACUCCCGAGACUUAAGUUUUUUUUGCAGCCUUGUCGUAGUGACGUAGUCUUAGGCUUGUCGAAGUGACGUAGUCUUAGGUUUGUCGAAGUGACGUAGUCUUAGGCUUGUCGCAGUGACGUAGUCUUAAACUUGUCGUAGUGACGUAAUCUUAGACUUGUCGCAGUGACGUAGUCUUAGGCUUGUCGUACUGACGCAGUCUUAGGCUUGUCGUAGUGACGCAGCCUUAGGCUUGUCGUAGUGACGUAUUCUUAGGCUUGUCGUAGUGACGUAGUCUUAGGUUUGUCGUAGUGACAUGGUCUUAGGCUUGUCGUAGUGUCGUAGUCUUAGGCUUGUCGUAGUGGCGUAGUCUUAGGCUUGUCGUGGUGACGUAGUCUUAGGCUUAUCGUAGUGACGUAGUCUUAGGCUUGUCGUAGUGACGUAGUCUAGGCUUGUCGUGGUGACGUAGUCUUGGGUUCGUCGUAGUGACGUAGUCUUAGGCUUGUCGUAGUGACGUAUUCUUAGGCUCGUCGUAGUGACGAAGUCUUAGGUUUGUCGUAGUGACGUAGUCUUAGGCUCGUCGUAGUGACGUAGUCUUAGGCUUGUCGUAUUGACAUAUUCUUAGGCUUGUCGUAGUGACGUAGUCUUAGGGCUUGUCGUAGUGACGUAGUCUUAGGCUCGUCGUAGUGACGUAGUCUUAGGCUUGUCGUAGUGACAUAUUCUUAGGCUUGUCGUAGUGACGUAGUCUUAGGGCUUGUCGUAGUGACGUAUUCUUAGGCUUGUCGUAGUGACGUAGUCUUAGGCUCGUCGUAGUGACGUAGUCUUAGGCUUAAAACGUAGUGACAGCGUAGAGGUAAACAGGUUUGGAGGGAAGACCACUAAUUUUAGAUGGUGACACUUGUAAUAGUUGCCAACACAUGAAGACACGCCCCCACUCCUGCUGUGAGUUACGAUUCUAUAUUAAUGUAUCUUGAGUUGUGCUGUGUGUGACUAUAUUGUUCUAUUAAUGUAUCUUGAGUUGUGCUGUGUGUGACUAUAUUGUUCUAUUAAUGUAUCUUGAGUUGUGUUGUGUGUGACUGUAUUGUUCUAUUAAUGUAUCUUGUGUUGUGCUGUGUGUGACUGUAUUGUUCUAUUAACGUAUCUUGUGUUGUGCUGUGUGUGACUGUAUUGUUCUAUUAAUGUAUAUUGUGUUGUGUUGUGUGAGACUGUAUUGUUCUAUUAAUGUAUCUUGUGUUGUGUUGUGUGAGACUGUAUUGUUCUAUUAAUGUAUCUUGUGUUGUGCUGUGUGAGACUGUAUUGUUCUAUUAAUGUAUCUUGUGUUGUGCUGUGUGUGACUGUAUUCUUCUAUUAAUGUAUCUAAAGUUGUGCUGUGUGUGACUGUAGUGUUCUAUUAAUGUAUCUUGAUUUGUGCAUUCCGUUUGCAGCUUCCUUGAAUUUUAUGUCCAUUUAAAAGAACUUUAACUUACCUUCAGCCCUUUGUCUAUUUACAACAAUCUCAAAUUACCUUCAGCCCUUUGUCUAAUUACAACAAUGUCAACUGGCGUUCGGCCCGUAUUCACAUUUUUGAUGUCAAUGAAGUUUUUUUUUUCAAACAAUGGAGGCUAGAUAAGAUGAAGGUUCUUACUAACAACAAGAAGAAUGAGUCACACCAAAUAAUACACACUAACACAAUAACACACUAACACAAUAACACACUAACACAAUAACACACUAACACAAUAACACACUGACGAACACAUUUCAUCAAACUCAUGUUUCUGGAAAACAGGAAAGCAACCUUGAAUUUAUUAAACAUUAUUGUUUAGCACACAUGACUUUAUUAAAGAUCCUAACAAGAGUAGGUGAAACAAAUGGUUUCAAACUGUAUUCAUCAGGUCAGCCUGGGGUCAAGAACCAAGCUGUCCUUAAUUUGUACAGCAGGAAUUACAACGGUGAUGUAAGUAUCAAGAUAUUGUCAGUAGUUAAUGGCAGUUUAUAGAUAUUUUCAGAGGUGACAAUAAUAUUUAAUCUAUUUAAUCUAUUAGGUUGGGUGGCGAUGUAAGUUCAUUGCUUAGAAUGUCCAUCUUGUGUCCCAGGUUGGUUGGCGAUGUAAGUUCAUUGCUUAGAAUGUCCAUCUUAUGUCCCAGGUUGGUUGGCGAUGUAAGUUCAUUGCUUAGAAUGUCCAUCUUGUGUCCCAGGUUGGUUGGCGAUGUAAGUUCAUUGCUUAGAAUGUCCAUCUUGUGUCCCAGGUUGGAUGGCGAUGUAAGUUCAUUGCUUAGAAUGUCCAUCUUGUGUCCCAGGUUGGUUGGCGAUGUAAGUUCAUUGCUUAGAAUGUCCAUCUUGUGUCCCAGGUUGGUUGGCGAUGUAAGUUCAUUGCUUCGAAUGUCCAUCUUGUGUCCCAGGUUGGUUGGCGAUGUAAGUUCAUUGCUUAGAAUGUCCAUCUUGUGUCCCAGGUUGGAUGGCGAUAUAAGUUCAUUGCUUAGAAUGUCCAUCUUGUGUCCCAGGUUGGUUGGCGAUGUAAGUUCAUUGCUUAGAAUGUCCAUCUUGUGUCCCAGGUUGGUUGGCGAUGUAAGUUCAUUGCUUAGAAUGUCAAUCUUAUGUCCCAGGGAACGUACUACGGUGAAGGGACAGGCGGCACGUGUCAAUACGCCACACCUCUCCCACCAGCCGCGACCAAUCGAAAGAUCUCAGCUUUGGUGGCUCUCAACAAACCUCAGUUUUUGAAUUCUAUAACCUGUGGCAUUUGUCUCAAGGUAAGUUUAGGCGGGGGAAGGGAGACAAUGAGACAGACAGUGAGAGAGAGAGAGAGAGCGAGAGAGAGACAAUGAGAACAUGAAACAUAUAGUGAGAGAAACAGAGAGAGAGAGAGAGAGAGGGGGGGGGGAGAGUCAAAAUGGACCCAGACACGCAGUGCCGCCAUUCGCCCCCGUGUACCAUUAGACUCAAGCCAUUCGGAAGUCAUUUGUGGUAGUUUAUUUUAGUUAAACUGAAGAAGUAAGUUUACAAACAUAUAGUCCAUUCAAUUAUCUUUAAUUGGACACCUCAUUUAGUCUUACAAACCCAUAAUACAAUUUUAAAUAGUUUUUUUAUCACAACCUCUCACUUCUGGUACCCGGUUGCGAAUAGUCGCAGCCAUCCAGCAAACCCGCAACGUCCACUUCUAUAGAGUGUCUUGUCGGCUGCAGUGACGUCAUUGUUGCUUCGUUGUUUAUCUCAAUUUCAGGUGACUGGUUCCGGUCACGGCCUUGGCGCUAAUCCAAUCACAGGAGAUCACAUCGUGUUUGUCAAAGAUCUUUGCCCAGAGUGCCACGAAGGUUGAAAACAAAUAAUUUUAAUCUAGAAGAGAACUGAUUUAUUCUUUUAAUUAAAAAAGAUAAAAUUUCUUUAAAAAAAAAAGAAAAAGCAAAAUUUGGACAGUUUAAUAGGUCAUAUAAAAAACGCCAUGAAUCAUUUUGGUGGGAAAGUUGACCCGACAAUAAAAACAAUCAAUAUGAUCUACUAAUGUUAAAAGUAAUGAUCAGAUUCAAAUGUUGACACUUGACGGAUGGCCACCUGAAAUUUUUGCGUCAAAGGAAACAGAAAAAUUAUGAUUAUUUUUGUGAGCUGGCGGCAAUCCUUCGCACACAGGAGUGCGUGGACGACGUAAAGCGUUGGAUGACUUGCAACAAACUGAAGCUAAAUGAUGAUAAAACGGAAAUCCUUCUCAUCCACUCUCAAAGCAAACCUUUCCCUCCAUCCGCUCCUUCUUCUAUAUCUAUCGGCAGCUCUGACAUCACACUCUCUUCCUCUGCCAGAAACCUUGGAGUCAUGCUUACAGACACCCUCUCCAUGGACAAACAUGUCAUGAAUAUAUGCAGAUCAGCAUACAACGAAAUUAGAAAAAUCAGCACCAUUAGACACCUCCUCAUCUUUGAUGCCACAAAAACUCUCGUCUCUUCACUCAUUCUUUCAAAAUUGGACUACUGUAACACUCUUCUCGCAGGCAUUCCUCGACACCACAUAGACAAACUUCAGAAGGCAAAGAACUCAGCAUGCUGACUCAUUUUUAAAUUAAAGAAACAUGAACACAUUCAACCACUCAUGCGGCAACUCCACUGGCUUCCAAUAUCCUCUCGCAUCAAGUACAAGUCUGCCAAUCUAUGCUUCAACUCGUUCACUGACCCUUACUUUCCUGUCUAUCUCUCUGAACUGCUGCUUCCUUACAUCCCCACAAGACAACUACGCUCUUCCAUUGACAGUAGAACCCUCUCAAUCCCAAGAACCAAAGUUAAGACCAUUGGUGAACGCUCCUUCUACUUCCAUGCGACCACGUUCUGGAACCAGCUCCCCUUCCACAUCCGUCAUUGUGAAACCUCGUCCACUUUCAAAAAGUCCCUUAAAACCUUUUGUUUAGGUCCGCCUAUGACCUAUGAUUCACCCUCCUUGCCCUGCCUCAUUUUCUGUCUCGGGUUGAUCCUGUAGUAUAGGCCAAAACGUUUUAAUGUUGAAGCUACUGUUUCUAUAGUCAUUUUUUUACAUUGUAGUUACUAUUCAAGUGUCUCUGGUUUUUCAUUUUUAUUUUACUUUAGCAGUUUAAAUAGUUUACAUAGUUUUAAUUAAUUGUAAAGCGCUUAGAGCUGUAGGGUAAGCGCUAUACAAAAAUGCCUAAAUAAAUAAAUUGUGAUUGUGAGAGGAGACUGGUGGAUGGUGAUUGUGGAUUGGUAGAUGUGAUUGGUGAUUUGUGAGUGGUGAUUGGAAGAUAGUGAUUAUUGGAGGAUGAUUGCGAUUGCUGGAUGGUGAUUGUGAAAUGUUGAUUGUGAUUGGUGGAUGGUUUCCUUUCUACAUACAUUCCACCGUCAGAUUGAGAUUCCACUUAUAUUUUGAAAAGGUGAAUAUAAGAACUACAACUUGAUGUGGAUUAUCAUAACUCUCCAAUGAAGAGUGCUACACCAAAUGUCAUCCUUGUAACCUCUCAAGAACAAAGACCAAGCCCUAUAGACUUAGGCCUUUGCCCUAUAGACUUAGGCCGCUGCCCUAUAGACUUAGGCCGUUGCCCUAUAGACUUAGGCCGCUGCCCUAUAGACUUAGGCCGUUGCCCUAUAGACUUAGGCCGCUGCCCUAUAGACUUAGGCCGCUGCACUAUAGACUUAGGCCGUUGCCCUAUAGACUUAGGCCUUUGCCCUAAAGACUUAGGCCGAUGCCCUAUAGACUUAGGCCGUUGCCCUAUAGACUUAGGCCGAUGCCCUAUAGACUUAGGCCGAUGCCCUAUAGACUUAGGCCGUUGCCCUAUAGACUUAGGCCUUUGCCCUAAAGACUUAGGCCGCUGCCCUAUAGACUUAGGCCGUUGCCCUAUAGACUUAGGCCGCUGCCCUAUAGAAUUAGGCCGUUGCCCUAUAGACUUAGGCCGUUGCCCUAUAGACUUAGGCCGUUGCUCUAUAUACUUAGGCCGUUGAACGUGAAUGCGCAAUAAAUACUCAAAAAAAAAAAAUACAACAAAACUCAUUAAGGAAUUAAGAUUGAUUGAAUGAGGACCUCGUGGUUGCUCAUCAAUGUUGGUGAAUGUUUGGUCAUAAUGUGGUUGCUCAUCAAGGUUGGUGAAUGUUUGGUCACAAUGUGGUUGCUCAUCAAGGUUGGUAGAUGUUUGGUCACAAUGUUGUUGCUCAUCAAGGUUGGUGAAUGUUUGGUCACAAUGUGGUUGCGUUGUUCUCUUAUUCCUUUCCAUUCCCACCACAAAAACAUAAACACAUUUGACAUCUUGCCUCCGGCCCCCCCCCCAACCAGGCACGUGACCCAUUUUGCCUUUAGAUUAAUCCGUCGCUGGUUCUCAAACUACUGUGUAUUUACUGUCACUCAAGGGUCUGUGGACUUUGCUCUCAACGGAGACGGGAGAUGGGGUAUCACCAUCCACGCCGUCCAGUGCCCAGUGGACAGUACGACCAUUCAGUACGCUUUCCAGGGCAGCAACCCAUUCUACCUGAAACUUCAGGUCCGAAAUGCCAGGUGAGCCUAGUUAGCCUGCCUUGACCUUGAAGUCACGCAUGACUUGUUAUACGACCAAACUUAAUUACUGGCUGACGAAAUAAUUUGACCGCCAAGAUAUUGAAUAUGGCCGCUAAGGUAUUGAAGAUGGCAGCAAAGGUAUUGAACAUGGCCGCAAAGGUAUUGAACAUGGCCGCAAAGUUAUUGAAGAUUGUCGGAAAGGUAUUGAACAUGGCCGCAAAGGUAUUGAAGAUUUUCACAAAGGUAUUGAACAUGGCCGCACAGGUAUUGAACAUAGCCGCAAAGGUAUUGAAGAUUGUCGCAAAGGUAUUGAACAUGGCCGCACAGGUAUUGAACAUAACCGCAAAGGUAUUGAAGAUUGUCGCAAAUAUAUUUAAUAUGGUCGCAAAGGUAUUGAACAUAGCCGCAAAGGUAUUGAAGAUUGUCGCAAAAAUAUUUAAUAUGGCCGAAAAGGUAUUGAACAUUGCCGCAAAGGUAUUGAACAUGGCCGCAAAGGUAUUGAAGAUUGUUGCAAAGGUAUUGAACAUGGCCGCAAAGGUAUUGAAGAUUGUCACAAAGGUAUUGAACAUGGCCGCACAGGUAUUGAACAUAGCCUCAAAGGUAUUGAAGAUUGUCGCAAAGGUAUUGAACAUGGCCACACAGGUAUUGAACAUAACCGCAAAGGUAUUGAAGAUUGUCGCAAAUAUAUUUAAUAUGGUCGCAAAGGUAUUGAACAUAGCCGCAAAGGUAUUGAAUAUUGUCGCAAAAAUAUUUAAUAUGGCCGAAAAGGUAUUGAACAUUGCCGCAAAGGUAUUGAACAUGGCCGCAAAGGUAUUGAACAUGGCCGCAAAGGUAUUGAACAUGGCCGCAAAGGUAUUGAACAUGGCCGCAAAGGUAUUGAAGAUCAAUAAUAACGCUUAUAUCUAUUUAUGGCUUAGCACUACCACAAAAUACAGGAACCCAACCACCCCCCUCCACCUCGGGUUCCUGCAGGGCGUGACCCUUGUUUAUAACUUCCAUGUCUAGAAUAGAACAAGUAAGAUUCUAUCUUUGAUUCCUAGAAUAUAUUAUAAGCUGGGGGCUAUUAUUUAGUUUAUUUGAAACUUUAGGAAAACGUUCACUCAAGAUCUAGGCAACCCACAAUUACGUUAAAUCAACACUACACUACAUUUGGGCCAUCCAGUAAUUACGUCAUCAAUUUUGAGGCAAUUAUUUUGACUCCUCCCUUCCCCUUAUCAACAACUGUCCAACUUUCAAGGACACCCCCACCACCCCCACCCCCAUUUAAGGAUAUAAACGUUAUUUCUCCGCCAUCCCAAAAAAGAAAAAAAAAGAAAAAUAAUAAAGCGAAUAAAUACGCAUCUUUACGAAUCCUUCAGAUAUAAAUAUUGGACGGGAAGAGUACAUUUAUAACAUUCUAAUUCUCACUGUGACAUAACCUCUCUCUCUGUCAUAUCACCUCUCCCUGUGACAUCACCUCUCCCUGUGACAUCACCUCUCCCUGUGACAUCACCUCUCCCUGAAACAUCACCUCUCCCUGUGACAUCACCGCUCCCUGUGACAUCACCUCUCCCUGUGACAUCACCUCUCCCUGUGCCACCACCUCUCCCUAUGACACCACCUCUCUCUUGAUAUCCCCUCUCCCUGUGACACCACCUCUCUCUUGAUAUCACCUCUCCCUGUGACAUCAACUCUCCCUGUGACAUCACCUCUCCCUGUGAAUCACCUCUCCCUGUGUCAUCACCUCUUCAUAUGACACCACCUCUCUCUUGAUAUCACCUCUACCUUUGACACCACCUCUCUCUUGAUAUCACCUCUCCCUGUGGCACCAUCUCUCUCUUGACAUCACCUCUCCCUAUGACACCACCUCUCUAUGUGACAUCACCUCUCUCUGUGACACCACCUCUCUCUGUGACACCACCUCUCUCUGUGACACCACCUCUCUAUGUGACACCACCUCUCUCUGUGACACCACCUCUCUCUGUGACACCACCUCUCUCUGUGACACCACCUCUCUCUGUGAAAUCACCUCUCUCUGUGACACCACCUCUCUCUGUGAAAUCACCUCUCUCUGUGACACCACCUCUCUCUGUGACACCACCUCUCUCUGUGACACCACCUCUCUCUGUGAGACCACCUCUCUCUGUGACACCACCUCUCUCUUGAUAUCACCUCUCUCUGUGACACACCUCUCUCUGUGACACCACCUCUCUCUUGAUAUUAAAUCUCCCUGAGACACCACCUUUCCCUGUGACAUUAAUUUAGAACUAAUAUAGAUAAAAUGGAUUACUUUGGAUAAAAGGAUCUAGUGUUGCUAAGCAUGUGCUCCUUAUGUAAGGUGUUACAGUUAAAAUGACAAAAGUGGUUUGUGUUUUAGGAUCCCCAUCACGGGGGUGCCAUAUCCGGAAAUUUGAUCGAAAGAAAUUUCGUCGACGGUAAAUUGAUCGACGGUAAUUUGAUGGAACGGAAAUUUGCUCGAAUCUUUUUUUUUUCUUCAUUUUUUUUAUGUUAAAAUUUUCCUUCAAAUUCCUUUUUGAACGCAUUAUUUUUUAUACCAUAUAGUAUAGUGCUUUUAAAAAUAAAUUUGAAGAAAAUUUUAACGUGUGAACUGGAAAAAAAAAAAAGAUUCGACGAAAUUUCCGUUCGAUCAAAUUUUCGUCGAUCCAUUUACCGUAGACUAAAUUUAUUUCGAUCAAAUUUCCGGUAACCAGUCUUGCUAAGCACAUGCUACCUAUGUUAGGUGCGCUAGUUACAAUGACUAAAGUCGUAUGUGUUUUAGGAUCCCCAUCACGGGCGUCCAGGUUCACAGGAGCAACGCUUGGGUCACGAUGACCCACAGUGGAGACGGCUACUGGUUGCUCAGCGACGGCCACGCCAUGCCAGAUGGCGCUUUCGGCAUCCGUUUGACAGCUGCCAAUGGACACGUGCUAGAGGAUACCGUACCGAGAAUAGGUAUGUGUUAAAAUACCGUACCGAGGAUAGGUAUAUGUUGAAAAACUGUACCGAGGAUAGGUAUAUGUUGAAAAAACUGUACCGAGGAUAGGUAUAUGUUGAAAAACUGUACCGAGGAUAGGUAUAUGUUGAAAAACUGUACCGAGGAUAGGUGUGUGUUAAAAUAAUGUAUUAUUAAUUGAAUAGAUAUUUAUAUAUUUAUUCAUUUUUUGUUUGUUAAGGCGCCCAAAUGGUGGAUACACUGAUGCAUGGGAUGUACCUUAUUUAACGGCUUAUUAUAGAUUUUGAUGCAUUAUACGACCCCCAGCCCCCCCCCCCACCCCAACCCAAAAUAAAAUAAGAAAGUAUUUUUUAAUAUAUUUUUUUGUAUUUGAAAUUCCUACCGAUAUCUGAAUUUUACUCUCCGAAAAUUAUAUCACAGCAAUCAAACUUGGCUAGAUAUGAAAAAAAAAGAAAAGGAUUUUGCAAUAAAAUUACAGUAAAAUACCUAACAUUUAGGUUCAAUAUUAACGGUUAAGUUUCAUUUACCGAUAUGUGUAGGUUAAAACAUACAAUAUUACUUACCUUAGUCCUACUAUUUGUUAUAAGAGUUGUGGACUGUGAGAAAGCUUUAAAAAAGAUUAAUUAGACGCGACCAAUUUGUGUCAAUAUAACAAUAGAUGUUAAGCUUUAAUAAUAAUUUUACAUUAUACACAAGUAAACGCUUCGGCACCUGCCUUCAUCAGUGCAACAACUCGUGACUUACCGGUGAUUUUUAGGACUUGUGUUAGUUUAUGGGGAUAUCUUAUCAAACUAUAACUCCCUUCACCCACCUUUGGUCUACAGGUUGAGGGUUUUAGGAGAUAUUUUAUAAAUAGGGUAAAUCAUGUCUUUUAAGCUGCAUUUUUAAUAUCAUAAUUUGUGUGUGUGCUGGGGGCAGGGGGAUUCUUCAUGUUGAAUUUAAAAGGGCUUCUUAAUUCCUUUUGUAGUUGCCUGGAACGAGAUUAGACAUCACGCGCUAGUGUUUUUCAUCAGGUAACAGUGCGUCCGUCGAAAAUUAUGUUCAUCCUUUGAGCAUAUGAACCAUAGUUGGUCACCGGAAACUAAUCCUUGGCCAUUGGAAGUCAUCCUAGGUCAUUGGAAAACGUAGUUGGCCAUUGGGUCCAAUGAUACUUUCGUUUGCGCUCGGUAUUUUGUUACAUGAACAUAUGCUUUAAAUAUACCCAAAUUCUCGAAUUUAAAAAAAAAAAAAUUAGGUCUGACCUAACUUUCCUUCACUGUGGUUUUCAGAUAACAGUCACAUUUUGGAAGGAGGUCGCAAGGUCCAAGUGCCUCUCGACCCAAGUCUGCCAAAUGCCUAAAAUGUAUUUCAGCAAACGAAGGAACCCCUACAGAAUCAAGCUCCACUUGGCAGGGAGAAAUCUUUCGCACAAGAUUUGUUUCGUUCACGUGUUAACAUCACGUCUUAAAUAAAUUAGAACGGAGCUCUUUUGUGUGUUUUGAAAGUCGUGAAUAAAUUGACGAAGAAAUGUUCCAUUAA
Molecule: messenger RNA, 12133 nt
Organism: Lymnaea stagnalis (great pond snail)
Lineage: Eukaryota; Metazoa; Mollusca; Gastropoda; Lymnaeidae
Source: the annotation of a GenBank genome assembly